UGAUCCUUUGGUAUGGUUGUUUGCUAGCCUCCUAUGUUCUCCACUUCCAGACCUCGUGAGUCUUUGAAGAGGUCCAGGAACAGAGUUCAAAUCCCACACCCGCAGUAUUUCAGGGAUCUUAGUGAGGCAGGAGGAGGACCAAAGUGUUGGUGACGAAGGUAGUUUAGGCUCUGGGGGAACUUGAGCCGGAGUGGUGAGGUGGGCGGGAUGCGUGCCGGGGGCGGGGCGUGGAGGAGCGGCGCUGCGAGGUCGGCGGCGUGGGGCGGGCGGCUGGCAAUGUCCUUGCUCUGCCCAGAUGACUCCACCCACUUGCACCGCCACCGCAUACACCUGCACCGCCACGCCGCCCCGAACGAGUCCCUCGGCGGCACCCGCCCGCAAGUCUGCUGGUGCCACACGCGCCAACCACCUCACGCUCCGGCAUUACGACUGCAGAUUGCUAAAGCCUUUUGGCCCUCCUUGAAGGUCCACCUGCCGCAAGUCACCUGUUCACGAAGCUCCGCGCGAAUACACGGCGAAUCGUCCGUCGGUGCAGGAGGCUGGGAAGGUCUGCCAAACGAGGCACCGGGAUGAACGCUCGACGCGCGGCACCGAAGCAGGAGCAGGACGCUGCAAACCGCGUCGAGGAGCGGGCGUGGGCGCGUCGCUCGGCAGGUGUUCCCUCUCUCCUUCCUCUGCCACCCCUCUCGGUUCCUGCCGGUGGAGGAGUGCCGCGGCCACCCGGGUGCCACCCUGAGCAGGUGGACCCAGCCUCCGUGUUGGACCCGGUCAGUGUGUACCUGCUGGCCCGCGGUCAGGUGUGUCGCUGCCUACAGUGGGCCACCUGCCACCACCACCCCUACCUGUGGCUGUGGCCGCCCCUCCUGCCCCCCGCCGGCCCCCUCCGUCUGCACCUCCCGAGCCCCGGCCAGCACGCGGGCGGCCUGGCAGCCUGGCGCCACGGCCUUGCACUAGACGGUGCUCUGGCGCCGCGGGAUGUUUGGCCGCCUUACCUGCCGCGCCUCGCCCCAGACGCCCCCAGCACAGGCGGCGUGGUGGCGGAGGACGGCCCCUCAGCGCGCCCCGUCCCCAGCGGCAGGCGGCGGGGUGACACUCCCGGGAAGCGGACGCGGCGGCACCGAACCAUCUUCACGGAGGAACAGCUGCAGGAACUCGAGCUGACCUUCCAGAUAACGCACUACCCCGACGUCCUCCUCAGGGAACAGCUGGCCCUCAAGGUGGACCUGAUGGAGGAGAGGGUGGAGGUUUGGUUCAAGAAUCGCCGGGCCAAGUGGAGGAAACAAAAAAGGGAGAGUCAGUGCCCCACCCCGGAGGUCAAACUUACUUCCUCACGCCCCGACCCCGCCGCCAGUACGGCCCCGCCAGAGGUUCAUGCAAACAGAAGGGGCAGAGAGAAGGGCAUCGUGACCACCCGCCUGGUGUCCCCGCCCCCCCAUGGUCUGCAAGCGGCCCGUGAGGAGCAGAGGAAGAGCAGGGAAGGUCAGGUCACGAGCGACGACAUGCGGGUACCUGCAAGACCCGAGGGACAGGAGACCGUGCCCCCUCCAGCCAGGUGUGUUCAUGUAAUAAUAAUAAUAAUAAUAAUAAUAAUAAUAAUAAUAAUCGGUUUAUUUAGUGAUUUAGGUCAAGUUGAGACAGAUAAGGGACAAGUAAGACUCUCACUGUGCUUUUUAUUAUUGCAAUGUAUGUUAUCGUUUGAAUAUAACCCCUUUUUUUUUUUUGUGUGUGUGUGUCAGUGUGUGUAGACUAAGAUAUCGUCAAGUAGGUCAAGUUGAAACAGAUAAGGGACAAUUAGGACUCUUAUUGUGAUUUUUCUAUUGCAAUGUAUGUUAUCGUUUGAACAUAACCCAGUUAGUGUGUGUGUGUG
Messenger RNA from Eriocheir sinensis (Chinese mitten crab), 1867 nucleotides. Its product is annotated as homeobox protein goosecoid-2-like. The transcript has 3 exons. Bases 570 to 1745 code for a protein of 391 amino acids. Gene Ontology annotation, biological process: regulation of transcription by RNA polymerase II. Gene Ontology annotation, molecular function: RNA polymerase II transcription regulatory region sequence-specific DNA binding; DNA-binding transcription factor activity, RNA polymerase II-specific. The record is from RefSeq and is a predicted model, not a curated record. NCBI's taxonomy places the organism in Eukaryota, Metazoa, Arthropoda, Malacostraca, Decapoda, Varunidae.